This is a messenger RNA of Aspergillus udagawae, 246 nucleotides long. RefSeq lists its product as uncharacterized. Bases 1 to 246 code for a protein of 81 amino acids. The transcript has a single exon. NCBI's taxonomy places the organism in Eukaryota, Fungi, Ascomycota, Eurotiomycetes, Eurotiales, Aspergillaceae. The record is from RefSeq and is a predicted model, not a curated record.
AUGGUUGACGCAGCUUUCAACCACCAAGGCAUCUCGCAGACCUACUUCGUCGAGGGUCGCCGUUACGCCCGGGUUAGGUUCACUCCCGGGCAGAACGACAAGAUUACAUUUGGCCCCCCCAGCAUUGAUGAACACUGGCCAUCGCUAGUAUCCAUCGGUUUCGGCAAAGUGGACGCUGUUCGGCCCGUCGAAGGGACACAGGACGAGGGGAUACUGCUUCUCCGGAACCCGCUUUGCCCGCAUUAA